UGUGCAAUGGCAUCAGCUAAGCUAAACACCCUUCUUCAGACCAAAGUGAUUGAAAAUCAGAAUGAAGCAUGUUACAUUUUAGGGAAGCUGGAACAUGUUCUAAGUCAAUCAAUUAAGGAACAGACUGAAAUCUACUCAUUUCUGAUUCCCCUGGUCCGUACCCUGGUUUCCAAAAUCUAUGAGCUUCUCUUCAUGAACUUGCACCUGCCUUCUUUACCUUUUACCAAUGGUAGCUCUUCAUUUUUUGAAGAUUUUCAAGAAUAUUGCAGUUCAAAUGAAUGGCAAGUUUACAUCGAAAAAUAUAUCGUGCCUUACAUGAAGCAGUAUGAAACCCAUACAUUUUAUGAGAGUCAUGAGGACAUGGCACUUUAUUGGAAGAAUUGUUAUGAAGCCUUAAUGGUGAAUAUGCAUAAACGAGACCGGGAAGGAGGAGAAAGCAAGCUUAAGUUUCAG
This is a messenger RNA of Leptonychotes weddellii (Weddell seal), 453 nucleotides long. NCBI's taxonomy places the organism in Eukaryota, Metazoa, Chordata, Mammalia, Carnivora, Phocidae. The record is from RefSeq and is a predicted model, not a curated record.